AUUGUAUCAAAUGUACUCGCGAGUAAUGUUGUUGCGUACUUCUCGUUACUAGAAUCACCAGAUUUUCGUGCAUGUUUUGCAGUCAUACUAUUCAGAAAAGUUUCGUGGAAUUAAAAUCGCUUGUGGACUAUACAAAUCGAAGGGAAUUCGGUAAGACUGCAUGUCACGAACAUCAGAGUGUUUCGGACAAGCUCACGGCCCAGCGAUCUACUAAAGCUCUAAUAGCUGACACACCAGUCAAUUGUCGCUCUGUCUAUCUACUUCGACUUAAUUGUUCCGGCCGACUUGUUGCUGCGGCGCACGGAGAUCGUUCUGUUUGUGUUUAUUGCGCUUCCACUGGCCGACUACUGUUAAAAUGCAUUGGUCAUGAGAGAUCUCCUUGGACACUAACUUUUCAUCCAACACAACCCUUCUUGCUUGCGAGUGGAUGCCUUGGUGGCAAUGUACGACUUUGGAAUUUAGAGCAUUUGGCAGUACUUGGUGAUGAAAAAAUCGAGGGCACUGUGGAACUAUCAUCUGUAUGCGUUUGGAAGCACACGGGUGCAAUCGCAUCCCUUACUUUCCAUCCAGUUCAUCCCAUACUAGUAGCAGCAUGGACUCAAGAAGUGGUAUUUUAUGAUUGGGUAUCUGGUCGGAUACUUUCGGCAUGGCGAUUUGUGUCAAAUCAUUCACGCGUAAGAUGGGUGAAAUUCGCCCCUGAUGGAACAGUUUUAUACACAGCAACCGCCAAUCCAUCGAACAAUGAAUCAGUUUAUGUACAUAAGCAAUCUGAUCAACCAGUGGUUAGGAGCCCAACAAAAGUAGUAGCUACCAAAUACCCGAAACAACCAUCCUAUAUCCAAGUGGAUCAUGAUGGCGUCAAUGUAACUCCCGAAGCCUCAUGUGAUCUCACAGUACCUCGUGAUACUCUUUUAGAAUAUCUUGUCAAUUGUUCUGACUCCUGGUUUCAAAGUCUCGGUAUAUGUUCCGUUUGUUCGGUUCGUUUAUGUCGGUGGGCUGGAACUCUCGGACCUAAAUUCCCAGCAACGACGACGGAUAUUCGCCUUGGGAUGUCUGUGGCACAACAAGCCGCAGCUAUUAUGGCCGCCAGUACUUCGUCCAACAUGAUACCAUCACAUGUCCAACAUCUACUGAACCUGACAAAUCCCAAUAAUCGUUCUGAAGUGUAUGAGCGUCUCUGUCGUGAUGCUAACCCAGCUGCCGUGGCCAUAAUUGAAGAUAUGCCAGUACAUGAAUUCCUUCGCUCAAGAGGCAACUACUGUCAAUCCCCAUGGGUUGCAAUCUCGAAUAACGGUGUAUGUUGUGGUGGUCAUGCUUGUGAUUUGGUGAUUACUCAUCGCGAGUUGAUGCGUCAUUCUUUAUGUCGACCUUGCCUCUCCUCAUUUUGGUCUUGGGCUAACAAACAUGUUGCUUGGUGGCGGUGGUCGUUUUCUACAAAUGAUGAACAAUCUCUAAAUUCUACGUCAAAUCCUAGCAGUACAGCAGGUUGUGUACCAACUCCUAUAUCCUUUGGAAAAACGAAUAAUGCGGAAAAGUAUUCUGAUAUUGAGCCUCCUGUUGGCAUUUGCAUCCAGUGUCAAGCUAAAAUGUCCUUACAAUUACAAUCAUCACCCACUGUGUCACUGACAUGUAACCAAUCUCCCGUUUUAUCUCAUGGAGCUGGUUCUGAACUUAAGGAAUCCGACGUCCUGUCAGUUAAUGGAAAAACCUCUAAAUCUCUCCGCUUAAUGCCACUUGCAGCUUUGGAUCUUUUGCGUUCAAGGUUAAGUAAUGCUCAUGAAGUUACUCCAGUAACUUAUGUAGCCACCGACUUAAUCAACGACUUUGUUUUCAGUCAACACAUCAAAAAACUGUUAGUCAGUGGCAGUGAUUCCGAUCUCAAUUUAUCUCAUACCCUGUGGGACUCAAAUAUUACUAUACCUUACAAUCAGAUGGGACAGAUAGUCGUGUGUGCUUCUUCAUCUAAGCGUCGAAAAAUGGAUAAUCAAUUUCAGAACAAAAUACUUUUUAGUCAGUGUGGUAGUCAAUUAUCUUUUGACAAUAGCUCAAUUUCAAAACCCAUGUUCAUGGAUUCUGAUCCAAAAGAUGAAUUAUUUGGAUCUAAACUUCCUAACACUCUUCUAACGUGUAAAUAUCGUCUGCCUCAGGAGGCCUCUGAUUUGGGCGCAUACACGCGCGACAACCCUGAUAACAAUUGGAAUUAUCCACGUCCUGCUACAGUUCACUACACUUCUAGUGUCAUGCCUUGGAUGUCAUCGUCGAUUUUCCCGUACGUCCAGACUGGAGCUUCUCUAUUAAGAUCUCCCCGCCAACUUACCGAUUCUCUUUCGGAAUCCACUAUUGUGGAUCAAAUUUCAGGUUUACCAACUUCUAACAAAGUCUCUAUGAACGAUACACAGCAUGUCGACAGUUGUGAAACUGAUCCAUGUGAAGGACCCAACCGAAGUUCAAUGACUGCAUGUUGCCGUUGUGGCCGUAUUGUUCUUCAGACAUUCCCCGUUGAUCCUCACUCUAAUAUCAGUGCAGUCGUUUGUGAAAAGUUAAUUUAUUCUGAAAAUCGGUACUUAACUCCUAGUUCCCAGAAAGCUCAUGGUAACAUUAUUCAUUCACAAUGUUCAUCUAACCAAGAUCCCCAUACUCCCACAAGUCACCCUUCUUAUCAGUUUGAUUUAUCGUCAUUGAACUCUUGUCCGUCUGGUUCCACUUCUCUGUCUAACCGAUCCAGAAACGUGGAGGCUAGAAAGUCAGAAACUGCUGAAAGAUCGGUGAAUGCCGUGCUUCAUCUAAUUGACCAAACAGGAAAUAAUUCUGUUUUAAAUGCAGUGAAUCGCAGUAUAACUGAAGUUAUAACAGGUCUCUUUGUUGAUAUGGGUGAAUAUGGAUCCGCCUCUAGUCUUCAAGUGAGUUUUUAUUCAUAUAACUAGAGUGUUUUAUUGUAAAUUUACUUCUUCACCGACCACUGUAUAACAAGAAUCCUACUAUCCAUCACUCCAAAUUCUGUUAAUUAGUUAUCACACAAAACUACUGCCCUAAGAAUAUGUAAUUUUCAACAUUAUUCAGAUAUUCAAUUUAAAAAGAUCAAACUUAGUAAUUUGUUUGAAUUCUCAAGUGAUAUUUUUUAUUUAUUUAUUUAAACACAGAUAUUGGUACAAGGAGGCACCAAAUAGAUAUGCGCCACACAAGUCACUUGAUUUGCGUGUGAGUUCUGAUACUGCCUGGGUGUCCAAACCGAAGCAGGUGAUUUUCUUAGGGAGCCAUACCCCUAGCCUUGGGCCUAAAGGUCUAAUCCACAAGUCAGUGGAUACAGUCCCAUGGUAGUGGGUGACCAACAAUUGGUUCAUACGCCAUUUGUUCCAUUGGGAUCCUGGAACCCAUGUGCACAAUUGGUUUGGAAUCAGGGUUUUCGAAUUCCUCUAGGUGAAUCCUCCAUAUCCACCAACCUGGUUACAGCACCAGACAUUCGCUUUUCGUCCUCUCAAUUUCGUAAACAGUAAUGCCACGAGAAGGCAGUGAGUAAGACUUCCCUGACAGUGGUUGUAUGCCUGUGGCCAUGACAGAGCAUUUCGAGAGAGCUGACUGUCCCAUGGCAUUUGGGGGCUCUCAAGUGAUAUCCAAAUCUACAUUCGAAGAAGUAAGACAUACCUCAAUAAUUACCCUGCUAUAUACAGUAAAUCUAAAGAUGAAUUAGCUUUAUGUAUCCUUACAAUGAGUUAAUCUCAUCUCUAUACAAUAUACCUCUUUAUAAGUUUAUUACAUCUAUCUUCCCAAUGUACUGUUAACUGUUGCUAUUUUGUUACAUAACUAACCUUCUGUUUUUUUUCCUUGAUAGGAUGUUACACAUCGUAUUUGUCGGUGGGAACUAAGUUUAUGCAGUCCUAUCUAUAAUACUCCUUAUUUGUCUUCAUCUGGUGAACGUGAUUCAGCAAGAAGUGCGUGCUUGCCCAUGCCAACCAACGUUGCUGUAUCAUAUAACAAUAAUAGUCUUGUUGUUCCUCACGCUCGUUUGUUUAAUGAUUCAUCUGUCUGUCUCUCACCAGAUGGACGCCUUCUUGCUGCAUUUGUUAUUCCUCGAGAAACAUCGUGCUAUACAUUACAGUCAUCUCAGUCUUCCGCUCUACUCGGUACACUUCUCGCUGUGUACCGUCUGCAACCCGAACAUAACCGUGGUCAGUGUCUGUUCGCUCGCCGCUUCACCGCAUCUAGUCCUGUUUGUGUUGACUUCAGUCCUUUAGGAGAUUUUUUGGCAGUCGGGUUAGCAACUACACGCAUACCUUCAGAACCAUUCUCUACCACGAGUGAGUCUUCUACACAAGAAAGUCUUUUAAGAUAUGGUAGUUCUUCAUCACUCCAGGAUCAUUCAGACCUCCGUCAGCCAAACGUUAAAUGUUCGUGCCAAAGACAAUCCUCUGUCGGUAAGUGUUUGGAUAUUAUUACUCCCUACUUUGAUGUUUUGAGUGAAAUGAGCAUAUCGGAGGAACAGCACGAUUCAUAAUUAAAUAAUUUUGUCCUUUGAACAGACACAUCCAGAUCUUGUAAAUUGUACAGUUAUUUUAAAAAAUAGUUCCACUGUCGUGAUUUAAAGGUUAUUUUGUAUCAUUUAUUGUAAUAACUGAAGACAGACUAUCUGUAACUGUUACGCUCUCCACCAUCUAAUGUCCCCUAGAUACUGUAUUUCUCUCGACAUUUUGCAAACCAGAACAAGCAUUGAGGGGAACAAUAUAUAUUCCAAUUAACCUGAAAACACAAAGAUAUAAUACUAGUAAGAUUAUAUGAAAUUUACAUGAGCACCUCUAUUCAUUCACUAGCAUUGAUUGAUGGGAAAACGGAUCAAUCAACACAUUUCGGUGUGAGCCUGAUCUCAACAGGGCUAGUCAAAGUCCUAUGUUGUGCAAACAAUAACAAUAUGGUUUAUCAUAAGUACUUUCUAAUCAAAUAGGUGAAAUGCAUUUGUAAUAAGUGUGUUUUAAAGUUUUACCCAUGCAUACUAAAGCCAAUCUAUCCUGGUUCUUCAUGAACGUGUCAAUAAUUUUUCAUUAUAAUCUUAAACAAGAGACGAAUUCAGAAUUAUUACUGUAUGCCAGUAUUUACGCCGUGAUUGGUUUCAAUAACAAUAUCUAUCAUUUUACUUAGACUUCGUAGUAUUAUCUUGUUUCGUUUCAAAUGCUUGGUAUCAUUUACCAUUUACACUAUCCUGUUUAUAGUCCCUAGUUUGUCGUUUUUGCCUGCGCCAAAUGAAUUUGUUAACUGACACUUACAGUUAUUGAAAAAGUCAUUUGUUUAGUAGUCUACUCUGACGGUUGCAAUAAGCUUAGUUUGAUAUAUGUCAGCUUUUUAAAUGUACCAUUGAUGUUUAAAGUUAUUGAGUUGGGUAUUAUCAACCAGAUUAACUUGCAUCCAUAAUCACAAUGAAUUUCAGAAAUCAGUCAUUAAAUAUUAUAAUUUUACCGAAUCGCCUUACAUCAUUAUGUGUGUCAAUUAACUUUCAAUAUUAAAGAUCAAUCAUGUUUUCACUUUAACUGUAUAUUAAUUUACACUUCACUACCAUUUAUCAUGUAUUAAGAGUUCAGUGUUGUUUUUUACAUGUUUGCUCUUAGAAUAUGGUGAUUCUUUUUAUGUUUUUCCUGUUACUGUGGUAUUUCCUUGCAUUCCUUCACCAUAGCGUGCGUUUUCCACCUUCAACGUUCCAAAACACAGAAGGGUCAAGUUCGUCGGAGCCUGCGUGAUAUUCAAAAUAUCAAACAUCCUGCACUUUUGGAUCCUGUCUCAUCAAGAUAUCUUGAAUUAUCUAGUCCAUCUUCAGAAAAAUUAGAUCGCUGGCAUCGGUUAUUACUUUCUGCUCAAAGUGGAAUCUCUUUGAAUACCAUUGUUUGGAAUGCCAAUGGCAGCAUUCUUUACGGUACUACCAAAGGUCUCAUUGUAAUUUCUCAUGGAAAUCAAUCUUCUUCCGUAUCAAUUCUACCACUUCGUUGUACCAAGUCACAUAUACAGUCUGUGAACGACUGUGAAAUUUCUUAUAGAAGAAAACACUUUAUAAAUCAAGCACAAACUAUUACUAGUUCCUCUAACUUUCCCGUUCCUCAGUCUCGUGCUGUAAUUUAAAUACUGACUUUUUAAAUCUAUGUAUAUUUAGGUUUACUGUGCAUUUAGUUUAUCUUAAUUUUUGCUCAUUUUACUGGUAAACCCAUCCGUAAUCAUAUUUUUACUGGAUUUAAACAAAAAUAGAAGUUUUAUGACGAUUCCAAUCCCACAUUCAGAGUACCUAUCUUAAUUUUCUAUCUGGAAACCGGUAGUGAUUAAAAUAAAAGUUUAUUUUUUAUAACUUCGUUCCAUUUUUAAAAAAAAUAUUUAAGUUUAACUAUUAUACUACAGUUCAUAUAGUGUUGUUUUCUCACUAUGUAAAACAGAUUUCCACUAAAUCGAUCAUGUUUGUUUAUAAACCUGCUCACUGACUAUUCAGGAAUUGUUUGUUCACUAUAUUGUACGAUUUUAACUAUUUUCCCACUUGCGUUUUACCAAAAGCAAAGAUAUUUUGUUUCAUACUAAUCGUUUCAUUUUUGUUACACAGGAAGUUAAUAUUUAUGUUAGAACUUGUUAUUAUGUGAAUGGUUUACUUCCUUAUGUUUGUAUUCUUCUUUUGUAUAAUCUACCUCAGCUAUGUCCCAGUGAUCUUUAAUGUUACUAACUCGGUUUUACUUUUAUUUUGAAAUCCUAACUCAUUUCUUACUAAAAAUAUAUAUUUCCGGUUUG
Molecule: messenger RNA, 6747 nt
Organism: Schistosoma margrebowiei
Lineage: Eukaryota; Metazoa; Platyhelminthes; Trematoda; Strigeidida; Schistosomatidae
Source: the annotation of a GenBank genome assembly